Nicotiana attenuata is the source of this 603-nucleotide messenger RNA. RefSeq lists its product as uncharacterized. Bases 1 to 603 code for a protein of 200 amino acids. The record is from RefSeq and is a predicted model, not a curated record. Lineage: Eukaryota; Viridiplantae; Streptophyta; Magnoliopsida; Solanales; Solanaceae. The transcript has a single exon.
AUGGAACAGUUAAAGAAUGGUGUGUUUGGGAAAUUUUUAAAGUUGGAUGACGUGGGUCACUCUGGGAAGUUGACUCAUUGUAUGUUGCUUUCUCAAGUUUUUUACAAGGAUAAAAGCAAAAUGGUUUUUAGAGUUUUUGAUAACGACGUAGCUUUUACAGAAGAUGAUUUCCAUUCUAUAACCGGAUUGAAGAUUGAGGCAUCUGAUUAUAGUUUUGUUGAUGAUAGAGAUAACCGUUUGAAGAAACGGUAUUUCUCUGAUGUGCCAAAAGGUUUGAAGGUAGAACAUUUGUAUAAAUUUAUCACAAAGCGUUCUCGACUCCGUGAUGGUGCAGCAGAUGAUAUAUGUGAUGAUGUCGAGGUCUGUGAUGAAGAUGCUGUAAAGCUUGCUGAGAUAUACAUAUUAGAAACUGUUCUUUUGGGUAAAGACAUUAAAAGAAAUAUAAGUGAACGUAAUAUGAAAAUCAUAGACGAUCCAGAACUUUGUUCUUCUUUUCCAUGGGGGAGUUACUGCUUUCAAGAACUUAUUGACAAUUUGUCUCAUCUUCUGAAAACAGAAUCUGUGAAAGACAAACCUAUUGGUAGGAUUCCCCUUCUUGUUUAA